Paramecium tetraurelia is the source of this 763-nucleotide messenger RNA. RefSeq lists its product as uncharacterized. Lineage: Eukaryota; Ciliophora; Oligohymenophorea; Peniculida; Parameciidae. Gene Ontology annotation, molecular function: RNA binding. Gene Ontology annotation, cellular component: nucleolus. The record is from RefSeq and is a predicted model, not a curated record. The transcript is spliced from 5 exons.
ACUUAUUGUAAUUAAUUGGGAAAUUUAGUGAAUGGACAUCGAUUAAGAGAAAGAAUUUAACGAAGAAAAUAAUUAAAUAAUAGAGGAAGACAUCAAUUAAAUCUAGAAUGAAGUGCAAGAUAUCCAAUUCCAAUAAGUGACUGAUAAUUAAGAGAAUAAUAAAAAGGGUGAAAUAAGAAGAGUACCAGUUCCUCCUCAUAGAGUGACUCCUUUGAAAAAUAAUUGGGACAAAAUAUUGACAACCAUAGUGGAAAACAUGAAGUUGUAAAUAAGAAUGAAUACCAAAAAGAAGUGCGUAGAAAUCAAAACAUCUUAAUUUACAGAAGACAAGACUUCAUUGCAAAGAGGUGUAGACUUUUUGAAGGCAUUCAUGAUGGGAUUUGACAUCGAUGAUUCAGUGGCUCUGCUCAGAUUAGAUGAUUUGUAUGUAGAAUCAUUUGAAGUUAAAGAUGUUAAAACCUUACAUGGUGAUCAUUUGUCAAGAUGUAUUGGUCGUAUUUCAGGUGAAAAAGGAAAAACUAAAUUUGCAAUUGAGAAUGCAACAAGAACUAGAAUAGUUCUAGCGGAUUAAAGAAUACACAUUCUUGGAAGCUAUUCAAAUAUCAAAGCUGCCAGAGAUGCAAUCUGUGCUUUGAUUUUGGGAAGUCCUCCUGGAAAAGUCUAUUCAUAAUUGAAGUCUCUCUGUAGAAAAUAUGUGGAGAAAAGUUGAAAUUAUAUUCGUCUAUCAUAUUCAUUAUUAAUUCAAUUUUAAUAAAUAAACAUA